AUGAUACAGCAAAGCCGCUUUCCAAUACAUCUCUUUUUCAAACUAAAAAUUCUCCUUCUGCAAAACUUUUAUGAUGCUUCAGUGAAUUUGCCUUUUAAUAUUCUUCCAAAAUUCCCAAAUUUUGAAAAGCUUGUUUUAGGCGGCUAUUAUUUCAGAGAGUUAUUCCCACAUGGUGUUGUUGGUGAGGAUGCAGGGGUUCUCUUGCAGUCGCAGAUACGAUUCUUAAAGUUGGAUUUCCUUCCUAAUAUAAGGCAUAUAUGGAAUCAAGAUUGCCAACCUGUCCCAUUUCUUCAAAAUCUUGAAACCCUUGAAAUAUGGAGUUGCCAUCGUUUGACUAAUUUGGCACCAUCCUCUGCAACUUUCAAAAAUCUUACGACUCUGGAUGUGUGGAAUUGUCAAGGAUUGUUGAGCUUAAUAUCAUCUUCUACUGCUAAAAGUAUGGUCAAUCUCACCAAAAUGAUCGUAGGAGAAAGCCGUAAGAUGGAAGAAAUUGUGUCAAACGACAGAAAUGAUUCCCAAUCCCAAAGUGAGAUUGUUUUGUGCAGAUUAAGAACUUUGAAACUUCUCUGCUUAAAAAGCCUCUCAAGCUUUUGCUCAUCAGCGAAUUGCACGUUAAAAUUUCCGUCCUUGGAAGAAUUAAUUGUGACACAGUGCCCCAGAAUGAAGAUUUUUUCUCAAGGAGCCAUAAGCGCACCAAAGUUAAAGAGAGUAAAUUUGGCAGAAGAAAGAGAUAAAUGGCGUUGGAUUGGAAACCUUAAUUCCACUAUAAUACAAUUGUAUACAGAAAAGGUUGGAUUCAGUGGCCUACAACAUUUGGAACUCUCUGAAUUUCCUGAACUAAAAGCGGUAUGGCAACAUAAACUUCCAUUCAACUUCUUCUACAAUUUGAGUAGGCUGGUUGUAGACGAAUGUAUGUUUUCCUCUAGUUCUGUUCCCUCUGGUCUGCUACCAUUUUUGAAUAAUCUGGAUGAGCUUGAGGUAAGAAAUUGCAAUUUUGUGGAAGAAGUUUUUGCUAUGGAACGGGGAAAUGCCAACAGAGUUGUUGGGCAUUUGUCCAAGUUAAAUGAGUUGAACUUGAUAAAUCUUCCAAUGUUGAGGCGUGUCUGGAUCGAGGAACCUAACGGAAUUUUGGACCUCAGAAACCUUAAACAGCUGAAAAUCCACAAUUGUAGCAGCUUGAGAAAUAUAUUUAGUCCUACCAUCUGCUGUGGACUUGAGCAACUCCGAGUGGUAGAAGUGACAAGUUGUGCUACGGUUGAAGAAAUCAUCACAGAAGGCUCUAUUGACGAGAUCAUAUUUCCUUUACUUAACUCCAUUACUCUCGAGUCUUUGCCCAGAUUAAUCAAUUUCAAAUCUGGAAGAGGUAUCGUGCAUUUUCCAUCUCUAAAAGAGAUUACUAUAGCUGAUUGCCCAACCACAUUCAGUUGUUCAUUUUUUAAGAAAGCAGGCCCAAAUGCAACCGAUGGAAAUUUUGAGCCAAAGGUAUUUUUUCCUAAUUUGGAGGAACUGAAACCGAUUAUGGUCGAGAUGAUAUGGCAUGCUCAACCGUUGGAAAUGUUUUCUUAUGCUCAGAAUUUAAGUACGCUGACUGUGGAUGGCUGUGGCAAUCUAAAAUAUCUAUCAUCAUCAUCAAGUGUCGUGCAUCUGAAAAGACUUAAGAUAUGCAAUUGCAAGAUGAUGGAAGAAGUCAUGGUCAGGGAAGGACUGGAAGAAGAAAUAAUGAGUAAGACAAUACUCCAUCAACUUGAGUUCCUUGCGCUCAAAGAUUUGCCAAAACUCACACGAUUCUGUACAAGUGAUUUAGUUGAAUGCCAUACCUUGGAAAAGCUGUGCAUACAAAAUUGCCCUGAAAUGAGGACAUUUGACUCCAAUUCUGCAACUUCAAACAUGGCAUUCAGCAGUAAACUUGACAUUGUAAACUCUGCUCUCUUCAAUGACAAGGUAUCUUUUCCUAAUUUGACCACCCUGAUUGUGGAUGGAUGUGAUAAUUUGAAAAUUUUAUUAUCACUCUCAAGUGUUGUGCAUUUGAAAAGGCUUAAGAUAUGCAAUUGUAAGAUGAUGGAAGAAGUGAUGGUCAAGGAAGGAGUGGAAGAAGAAAUAAUGAGUAAGAUGUUACUCCAUCAACUAGAGUCCCUAGAGCUCAUGGAUCUUCCAAAACUCACGCGAUUCUGCACAAGUAAUUUAGUUGAAUGUCCUGUCUUGAAACAUCUGCGUAUACAAAAUUGCCCUCAAAUGAGGACCUUUGUCUCCAAUUAUACGACUUCAAAUAUGGCAUCCAGCCGUGAAUUUGGCAUUAUAAACUCUGCUCUCUUCGAUGAAAAGGUUGCAUUCCCCAACUUGGAGCAAUUGGAGAUUCUCAACAUGGAUAAUUUGAAAAAUUUAUUAUCACUCUCAAGUGUUGUGCAUUUGAAAAGGCUUCAGAUAUGCAAUUGUAAGAUGAUGGAAGAAGUGAUGGUCAAAGAAGGAUUGGAAGAAGAAAUAAUGAGUAAGAUGUUACUCCAUCAACUAGAGUCCCUAGAGCUCAUGGAUCUUCCAAAACUCACGCGAUUCUGCACAAGUAAUUUAGUUGAAUGUCCUGUCUUGAAACAUCUGCGCAUACAAAAUUGCCCUCAAAUGAGGACCUUUGUCUCCAAUUAUACGACUUCAAAUAUGGCAUCCAGCAGUGAACUUGACAUUACAAAUUCUGCUCUCUUCGAUGAAAAGGUUGCAUUCCCCAACUUGGAGCAAUUGGAGAUUCACAACAUGGAUAAUUUGAAGAUGAUAUGGCACAAUAAACUCCAUUCAGAUUCCUUUUGCAAAAUAAUCGCACUUGCUGUGGAAAACUGUGAAGAACUAAUUAAAAUUUUUUCAUCCACGUUGUUGAGAGGCCUCCGCAAUCUUCAACGUCUGGUCAUACGUAAUUGCGAUUUACUGCAAGAGGUGUUUGAUCUCCAAGGGCUAAUAAAAAUGAAAGAAUCAGUAGCCAUUCAAUUGAGAACUCUAAACAUAGAAGUCCUUCCAAAUUCGAAGCAUGUAUGGAAUGAGGAUCCUCUGGGACUUGUCUUGUUUGAUAACCUAAGUUCAGUGAGUGUUUGGAAUUGUCCAAAUCUAAAAAUUAUUUUCCCAGCUUCAAUAGCUAAAAAUCUGCUACAACUCAAAAGACUGCAUAUAAUCAGUUCUGGGGUGGAGGAAAUUGUUCAGAAUCUGAACUGGGUAGAAACAAAUAUGGAGAACCAACCUAUGGUUAAAGUUCUGCAGCCACAUUUCUCCUUUAGAAAGCUGGACCAAGCUCUUCAGUCUCUUGAAGUUCUUGCCGUUUGGUAUUGUGACAAUUUGAUUACUUUAGCACCAUCCUCUGCUUCUUUUCAAAAUCUGACGACUUUGGAGGUGUGGAUGUGCAAUGGAUUAGUUAGUUUGGUAACAUCGUCAACAGCAAAAAGUCUGGUACAACUCACAAAAAUGAGUAUAGCAGCAUGUGACAGAUUGAAAGAAAUAGUUGCAAAUGAGGGAAAUGAAUCGAAAGAGGAUAUCAUCUUUAGCAAAUUAGGAGAACUGGGACUUAGAUAUUUGCCAAGCCUCGUCAGUUUUUGCUCAGCAGAGCACAGCUUCAAAUUCCCCUCUUUAACAGAAGUAUUUAUCGAGAAAUGCCCCAAGAUGCAGAUUUUCUCAAAAGGAGUCUUAAGCACACCAAGACUCCUCGUUGUACAACAUGAUGAACAAGGGUGUUGGAAAGGCAAUCUGAAUGACACUGUACAACAAUUGUUUGCAGAAAUGGUACGUAUGUGUUGGUUAACCAAAUUCCCUUUUCUCCUAAACCAUAGAAUUGAAAUCAUCACUCAAUUCUGA
Hevea brasiliensis (rubber tree) is the source of this 3825-nucleotide messenger RNA. RefSeq lists its product as uncharacterized. Bases 1 to 3825 code for a protein of 1274 amino acids. NCBI's taxonomy places the organism in Eukaryota, Viridiplantae, Streptophyta, Magnoliopsida, Malpighiales, Euphorbiaceae. The transcript has 7 exons. The record is from RefSeq and is a predicted model, not a curated record.